Oryza brachyantha (malo sina) is the source of this 5375-nucleotide messenger RNA. Its product is annotated as sister chromatid cohesion protein PDS5 homolog A. Gene Ontology annotation, biological process: mitotic sister chromatid cohesion; DNA repair. The record is from RefSeq and is a predicted model, not a curated record. The transcript is spliced from 33 exons. The coding region runs from base 278 to 4954 and encodes 1558 amino acids. Lineage: Eukaryota; Viridiplantae; Streptophyta; Magnoliopsida; Poales; Poaceae. Gene Ontology annotation, cellular component: nucleus; chromatin.
AAACACAAAAAAAAACCCGAUCCCGAACUCAGCUCGGCGUUUGCUCCGCUCACGAGCUCUCCGCCUCGCCCCUCUCUCCCUCUCCUCUCUCUCGCGCACCAAUUUCGAAACAGCGAGAGCCAAAACGAAAGCUCUCUCUCUCUCUCCUCUCUCUCGUCCGUUCUUCCUCCCUUCCUCCCCCAGAUUAGAAACAAAGUUUCAGCUCGCGGGGGGGAGUGAGGGAGGGUUUGGGGGCCUCGCGACGACGGGAGGGGCGUGAAUUGGGCGGCCCGAUCUGAUGGGCGCCGCGGAGCAGCUGAAGGAGCUCGGGGAGAAGCUGGAGGCGGCGCCGCCGGACCCGGCCGACGCGCUCGCCAAGCUGCUCGAGCAAGCUGCAGAAUGCCUACAUGGAGUAGAGCAGUCACCAGAUUCCUCAGUAAUGGAAACUAUACAACCAUGUCUAAAGGCUGUUGCCAGAGAUGAAUUCUUGAAACACCACAACGAAGAUGUCAAAGUACUCUUGGCAACAUGCUUCUGUGAAAUUACAAGAAUAACUGCACCUGAAGCUCCCUACAGUGAUGAUGUCUUAAGGGACAUGUUUCAUCUGAUUGUGGGUACAUUUAGCGGACUCAACGAUGUUAGUGGUCAAUCGUUUGCCAGGAGAGUUGCUAUUCUGGAAACAGUUGCACGAUAUCGAGCAUGUGUUGUGAUGUUAGACCUUGAAUGCAAUGAUCUAAUUGCAGACAUGUUCCAAUCUUUUCUAGAAAUUAUCAGUGACACUCAUGAGCCAAAUAUUGUAAAUUCAAUGCAAUCAAUAAUGGCCCUAAUCAUAGAUGAAAGUGAGGAUAUAGAGGAAAGCCUUCUACGUGUACUUUUAUCAGCUUUAGGCCGGAAAAAAACUGGUGUUUCUAUGCCUCCACGUAAGCUUGCUCGCCAUGUUAUAGAGCACUCUGCAGGAAAACUUGAACCAUACUUACGGAAGUUUCUGACAUCAUCCUUGGACGGGGAUGGUAAUUCUGUCAAUCAUAACAUUGACCAUCAUGAAGUCAUAUUUGAUUUGUACCAGUGUGCUCCAAAGGUUCUUAAAGUGGUGGUACCUUAUAUAACUGGGGAACUACUGGCAGAUCAAGUUGAAACUCGGUCUAAAGCAGUCGAAGUACUUGGCGAACUUUUUUCUUUACCUGGAAUCCCUAUCUUGGAAUCAUUUAAAUCACUUUUCGAUGAGUUUCUGAAGAGAUUAACUGAUCGAGCAGUAGAAAUCCGUGUUUCUGUAAUUGAGCAUUUGAAAAAAUGUCUGAUGUCAAACCAUUCCCGUCCCGAAGCUCCAGAGAUUAUCAAGGCACUUUGUGACAGAUUGUUGGAUUAUGAGGAAAAUGUCAGAAAGCAAGUGGUAGCUGCUAUUUGUGAUGUAGCUUGCCAUUCACUUGGUGCAGUCCCAGUUGAAACUAUUAAACACGUAGCAGAGCGUGUCCGUGAUAAAUCAGUUUCUGUGAAGUGCUAUACCAUGGAGAGAUUGGCUGAUAUCUACAAGUUCUAUUGCCUGAGUGGUUCUGAUAGCUCAAUAAAUUCUGAUGAUUUUGAGUGGGUUCCUGGAAAAAUAUUAAGAUGCCUCUAUGACAAAGAUUUUCGACCAGAGUUGAUUGAAUCAAUCUUGUGUGCUUCAUUGUUCCCACCAGAGUUUCCAACAAAGGAAAGAGUGAAACAUUGGGUAACAGCUGUCACACAUUUUGAUAAAGUUGAGAUGAAAGCCCUUGAGCAAAUUUUUCUGCAAAAACAAAGACUACAACAAGAAAUGCUGAAGUACAUGUCCCUUCGGCAGAUAAGCCAGGAAGAUACACCUGAUAUGAAAAAAAAAGUCCUGGGAUGUUUCCGGAGCAUGUCCCGUUUGUUCAGUGAUCCUACAAAGUCUGAGGAGUACUUGACCAUGCUUCAUCAGAUAAAAGAUGCCAACAUAUGGAAUAUAUUCACAAGCUUGCUUGAUUCUUCAACAACAUUCAACAAUGCUUGGUCUCUUCGGGAUGAUUUGCUAACAAAACUUGGUGAAAAGCAUGCAUUGCAUGAUUUUGCGAGCACAUUAUCGAUGAGAUGCUCAUAUUUACUUGUGAACAAGGAAUAUGUCAAAGAGAUCCUUUCUGAAGCUUCUGACCAAAAAUCUACUGGGAAUACAAAACUUAUGUCAUCAUGCAUGGAUCUUCUAACGGCAGUAUCUAGUUUCUUCCCUUCACUUUUGUCUGGUCUUGAAGAAGAUAUCAUUGAGCUCCUGAAGGAGGAUAAUGAACUACUUAAAGAGGGUAUUGCUCAUGUUCUGUCGAAGGCUGGUGGCAACAUUCGUGAACAACUAGCUUCUUCAAGUUCCAUUACUCUUCUACUAGAGCGGCUAUGCUUAGAAGGAACACGGAAGCAGGCAAAAUACUCUGUUCAUGCUCUGGCUGCCAUAACAAAAGAUGAUGGACUGAUGUCACUGUCUGUUCUUUACAAGAGGCUUGUGGAUUUGUUGGAGGAAAAGAAAGUGCAUUUGCCAUCCAUCUUACAAUCCUUGGGGUGUAUAGCCCAGAUAGCGAUGCCAAUUUUUGAAACAAGGGGAGAAGAGAUAAUAAAUUUUAUAACUAAAAAAAUACUUGACUGCAAUGAUGAUCCAGGUGAUGUUUCUGCUCAUAAAUCUGAAUGGAGUGAUAGUACACAAAGUUGUUCAUUGAAGAUUCAUGGCAUUAAAACUUUGGUGAAGAGCUGUCUACCUUGCAAAGAUGCUCAAGCACAUCCAGGAAUAGAAAAAUUAAUGGGCAUCCUUAAGAAUAUCCUUACAUAUGGUGAUAUUUCCGCAAAUAUGAUUUCAAGCACUAUUGAUAAGGCCCAUUUGAGGCUGGCAGCAGCAAAAGCUGUUCUCCGGUUAUCAAGACAAUGGGACCACAAAGUGCCUGUUGAUGUGUUCUAUUUGACUCUGAGGAUUUCACAGGAUGAUGUUCCUCAGGUGAGGAAAUUGUUUCUUAGUAAAGUUCAUCAAUAUAUUAAGGAAAGGGCCUUGGAUGCAAAGUAUGCUUGUGCUUUCUUGUUAGCCAUGGAUGAUUAUCGUGCCCCACAGUACGAAGAGUUUAAGCACAACCUAAUUGAGGUGGCACAGAUAUGUCAGCAAGUUAAGAUGCGCCAGCUUUCUGUCCAAGCAGAAACAAAUGUGCUCACUGCUUAUCCAGAAUAUAUGAUUUCCUAUGUGGUCCAUGUCCUCUCUCAUGAUCCAUCGUGCCCUAACAUUGAAGAGUAUGAGGAUAUUGAAGCAUUUGGUCCAAUUUACUGGCGAUUGCAUAUGCUUCUUUCAAUCCUCCUGGGAGAAGAGGGUUUGCAGCAUAGUGUACCAGGCAUGAAAAAAGAGAGCUUAACAACAAUAAUAUCUAUAUUUAGAAGUAUCAAAUGUUCUCAAGACGCGGUUGACGUUAACAAGACCAAGACACUUCAUGCUAUUUGUGAUCUUGGUACUCUUAUUGGAAAGAAAUUAUUUCAAGAGCAGAUAAAUAUAUCAGAAGCUCAAACGGUUCCACUGCCCGCUCAACUUUAUGCGCCAGUUCAGAAGGACCAGAAUGAAAAUUCUGUGGAGAGUGAUGGGCAGGUGUGGCCAGGUUGUGAGAAUGUAUUGGCCCAUUUUGAGGCUCUUAUGACAGCAAAGUCUGCUGAGGUUGAAUCGCCUGAGGAUAAGAUGCUUAUAGAUGAGACUGAUGAAUUUGGUAAUGAAGUUCCUCUAGGUAAAAUUGUCAAAAUUUUAAAAUCUCAAGGAGCAAAAAAGGCAGGGAAAAAGCAGAAGACAACUUCUGUUUCAGUAAACAUGGGAAAAGAUGAUGAUGUCUUGGGACUGGUUAGAGAAAUAAACUUGGAUAAUCAAGAAAAUUUGGGGGAAUCAGAAAAGAGCAAACCAAAGAAAAGGCGGAUGGAUAUGAAAGAGAGUAAUGAGAAGCCUGUAGAUUUUUCGUCACCAAAACGCAAAAGAUCUGUUUCUAAGAGUAGACCACAUUCAGCCAAAGGCAACAAAAAGAGUGAUGAGCUUCUACUGCAGUCUGUCAAUCCAGAUGAAACUAUCAACUCAUCAGAAAAUAAGCUCGAUGGGGGCAAAAGCAGAGAUGACAUGGUUGACACUGAAUUGGUAACAUCACCUGCUAGUGUUAAAACCCCUGUAUCCAAGGGGAAAAAGGGUGCUAAGAAGUCCCACGCUGAAGUCUUGACUAGUAGUCCAAAGAAGUCUGAUGAGGCAGGCAGUAGUAAGCGGAUGGUUGAAUUGGGAAGUUUAAAUGGGUCACUCAAAAAACAAAAGCCAAAAUUGGUUUCUGGUCUAGCAAAGUGCACAACACAGGACACAGGCAGUGCAGACUUUAUUGGAAAGAGGAUAAAAGUUUGGUGGCCGCUAGAUAAGAAAUUUUAUGAAGGUGUCGUGGAAUCUUAUGACUCAUCAAAGAGAAGACAUACGGUGCUAUAUGAUGAUGGAGAUGUUGAAGUGCUUAACCUAGCUAAAGAAAAGUGGGAAAUUGUUGCAAGCGAUGACCCACCUGUAAAGGGCCGAAAGAAGGAUCAAGGGAGAAACCAAGGACGAGCUCUGGAUAAAAGUGUUACCAGCAGUAAGCAAACUCCGCCUGAUCAACAUAAGUCAAAAAAGAGGCCCUCACCUCCAAAGACGAAAGGCAAACCAAAAGGAUUGCCAAAAAACAAACGUAGAAAGAUAGGAGGUAAAAGUUCAGUUGAUGCUGCUGGUGAUGCUAAUAUUGAUUCGGAUUCAUCAAGUUCUCUUGCUCACUCAGAUUCUGACGAAGAUAAAAAAUAUGAUGGCCGCAAUGAGAAAGAAGCAGCAGUAACCAAGAAAGCAAAACCAGAGAAAGUGUCUGCCAAAGGUGAUGAGCUGAAAGAGGAGCAACCUGAUGACCAUAAUUUAAACAGCAAGGAGGAAUCUGACAAUGAGACUCUUAGUGUCUGGAAAAAACGCACAGCAAAAGCAACAUAGGCUUUGCUUUCUCAGUUGAUUAUUCUUCGUAGGAUGCAGAUAUCACGGGCAGUGGUUGGGAAUGUGGAUAUCUCAUUAAUUGACCUUGCAAUUGACAGUUGUGAUGUAGAAAAUGUUCUUUGCAAUAGCAACAGGUUUAGUAUAGAAGAGCAGUGGAAUAGGAUUUGCUUCUAAUAUUAUUAGAUGCUAGAACUUGUUUCCAACUUAGCUAUGACCUUGUGCCCCAGAAUUUCAUUGUAAACGUAUUCUUGAGGAGGGCCACAGGUCAUGUAAAAUAUCUGUUAACAUUAUUUUGCAGGAAUAGUGACUGUGUUAAAAACUCAUGUAGAAAUGCUGUACACAAUAAACCAAUGGCUCUUGGGUUGUACUGUACAACAAGAAUGGGCAUCCCUAUUUUGGGGGGCCUUAUUCUGAAGCAGCA